AUGGCCUCCGCGGUCCUGACCACCGCGGCCGACACGUCUGCGUCUACGGUGCGGUCACUGUAUCGGUCGCUCUUGCGCACCUCGAACCAAUUUGCGAAUUACAACUUCAGAAAAUAUGCUAGGCGGAGGACGAGAGAUGCUUUCCAUGAGCAUCAGCACGAACAGGACGCCAGACGGGUACAAGAGUUGGUGCAGAAGGGGUUGAAAGAGCUGCAAUCGAUGAAGCGGCAAACCGUGAUCUCUCAGAUGUACCAAUUCGACAAGCUCGUGGUGGAAGGCGGCGCAUCGGGCAAGGAAACAGGAGGCCAUGGUGGUAUCAUGCGACAGAAAGACACAGGGUGGGACUGA
This is a messenger RNA of Capronia coronata CBS 617.96, 348 nucleotides long. RefSeq lists its product as uncharacterized. Gene Ontology annotation, cellular component: mitochondrion; L-cysteine desulfurase complex. Gene Ontology annotation, biological process: iron-sulfur cluster assembly. The coding region runs from base 1 to 348 and encodes 115 amino acids. The record is from RefSeq and is a predicted model, not a curated record. Lineage: Eukaryota; Fungi; Ascomycota; Eurotiomycetes; Chaetothyriales; Herpotrichiellaceae. The transcript is spliced from 4 exons.